Messenger RNA from Stylonychia lemnae, 1104 nucleotides. NCBI's taxonomy places the organism in Eukaryota, Ciliophora, Spirotrichea, Sporadotrichida, Oxytrichidae. The record is from the annotation of a GenBank genome assembly.
AUGUAGAAGAAGGCAAUUUCAUCCGUGCUUAAGUCAAACUAACCUACACUUAGAGCUCUUUUCUCAGCACCCAAAGCUCAAUUCCACGCUUCCCAAGCACUUAACAAAGAGAUGACCUGCAGAGACGCUAUUAACUCAGCAAUGUGUGAGGAGAUCGAAAGAGAUCCAAAGGUUUUCCUAAUGGGAGAAGAAGUUGGACAAUACAAUGGAGCUUAUAAAGUCUCAAAGGGUAUGUAUGAUAAGUAUGGACCUUCUAGAAUCUGGGAUACUCCCAUUUCUGAGACAGGUUUUACUGGUAUUGGAGUUGGUGCUGGUCUUAUGGGUCUCAGACCAAUUAUUGAGUUCAUGACAUGGAAUUUCUCUCUUCAAUCUAUUGAUCAUAUUGUUAACUCUUGCGCUAAAGCUCAUUAUAUGUCUGCUGGAGAUCUCAAGUGCCCAAUCGUUUUCAGAGGUAUUAACGGAGUAAGCGCUGGAGUUGCUGCAUAACAUUCUCAAUGCUUUGGAAGUUGGUACUCAUCAGUUCCAGGUUUGAAGGUUGUCGUUCCCUGGAAUGUUGAGGAUAUCAGAGGUCUCUUAAAGGCAUCAAUUAGAGACGAGGAUCCAGUCGUAUUCCUCGAAAAUGAAAUGAUGUAUGGAGUCUCUUUUGACACCCCAGACUACGUCUUCGAUAAGGACUUCGUACUUCCACUUAAUAAAGCUAAGGUAGAAAGACAAGGAACUGAUGUUACUAUUACUGCAUUCGCUAAGAUGGUUGGCUUCUCACUCCAAGCAGCUGAUAUUUUGUAAAAGGAACAUGGAAUAAAUGCUGAAGUCAUCAAUCUAAGAGUUUUGAGACCAUUAGAUAGAAAUACUAUAAUCUAAUCAGUUAAAAAGACCAAUAGAAUUGUUAGUGUUGAAGAGGGAUGGCCACAAUGUGGUAUUGGUGCUGAAAUUGCUGCCUCACUCAUGGAGACCGAUGCCUUCGACUACCUUGAUGCCCCAAUGGAAAGAAUCACUGGAGCUGAUAUUCCAAUGCCAUAUUCAUAAAGCAUUGAAAGAUUAGCCGUUCCCCAAGUUGAAAACAUCGUAAAUGGUGUCCUCAAGGCUUGCUACAGAAAGAAAUGA